AUGCGCUCCUCCGCAGCUAUCCUUUUGGCCUCCAUCGCAUCGGCUUUUGCCUACCAGGUCACCUCUCCAGGUGAUAGUGAGGGUUGGACAACUUCUGGACCCAACUACCUGACAUGGGUGCGCGUUGACACCGACCCAUUGAACUUCACGGCUGUGUUGACCAACGAGGCAUGUAACCAGCAGACCGUCAUGCCACAGGGUCCUCAGGUUCUCAACGCGCUCGUUGAUGGAACCUUGGGCUCAAUCGUUUGCAACCCUCCCAGUGGAGGCUGGCCUCAGGGCUCUGGCUACCGUGUCAACCUUGCCGCAGAUGCUCAACAUCUCGACACCUUGCUUGCUCAGUCCGCCCAAUUUAAUAUCAACUCGACUAGUUCUUCGACGAGUUCUACCACGAAAACUUCUACUACCUCUUUUUCCUCUGGGACUACCUCAGGUGCAGCAACUCAGACCACUACUGGAGCAUCUACCACCAGCUCAGAUACCAGCACAACCCCUACUAGUAGUGGUGCAGCCGUCCUUGGAAUGAAAGUGGAGACGGGUUUCCUGACCGCUAUUGCAGCCCUCGCUGCUUUCAUCACCACUCAUUUCUGA
This is a messenger RNA of Suillus subaureus, 591 nucleotides long. RefSeq lists its product as uncharacterized. The transcript has 3 exons. Bases 1 to 591 code for a protein of 196 amino acids. The record is from RefSeq and is a predicted model, not a curated record. NCBI's taxonomy places the organism in Eukaryota, Fungi, Basidiomycota, Agaricomycetes, Boletales, Suillaceae.